This is a messenger RNA of Staurois parvus, 363 nucleotides long. NCBI's taxonomy places the organism in Eukaryota, Metazoa, Chordata, Amphibia, Anura, Ranidae. The record is from the annotation of a GenBank genome assembly.
UCUCAGAUUUUGGGUGGCUUAGGGUUCAUGGUAGGGGUCUUGCAGUAUGGGGAGAUAGCUGUGCAUGAAUGGUCCCUGAAAGACUAUACGACUUCUCGGGAGGUGAUAGAUGCUGCCAAGAACAUCAGUCGCCAGGAAGGACGGGAGACCAGGACAGCGUUUGCCAUCCACAAAGCCUGCUCAGAAGCGUUCAGCCCUGAGAGGGGUGGAAGAGAAGGUGCGACCAGGCUCCUCAUCGUUGUGACCGACGGAGAAUCACAUGACGGGGAAGAGCUACCCCUCGCCUUGGCAGAAUGUGAAAAGCGUGACAUCACCCGCUACGCAAUUGCGGUCCUCGGAAAUUACAUGAGGAGGCAGCAAGAC